Austrofundulus limnaeus is the source of this 1993-nucleotide messenger RNA. RefSeq names its product dynein heavy chain 5, axonemal. The transcript has 12 exons. Gene Ontology annotation, biological process: microtubule-based movement. Lineage: Eukaryota; Metazoa; Chordata; Actinopteri; Cyprinodontiformes; Rivulidae. Gene Ontology annotation, molecular function: ATP hydrolysis activity; dynein light intermediate chain binding; ATP binding. The record is from RefSeq and is a predicted model, not a curated record. Gene Ontology annotation, cellular component: axonemal dynein complex. Bases 134 to 1975 code for a protein of 613 amino acids.
UUCUCCAUUAAGUAUUUUCAAAUUGGUGAUCUAUGAUUUUUCUUUCUCCUAGUGUCGGUUGCACAUCAAAAGCCCAAAUGACUUUGAGUGGCUGAAGCAGUGCCGUUUCUACUUCAGUGAGGACUCAGACAAGAUGAUCAUAAACAUCACAGAUGUGGGCUUUGUUUACCAGAAUGAGUUCUUGGGCUGCACAGAAAGGCUUGUCAUUACGCCUCUGACUGACAGAUGUUACAUCACCCUAGCCCAGGCUCUUGGUAUGAGUAUGGGUGGAGCCCCUGCAGGUCCUGCAGGCACAGGAAAGACUGAGACCGUGAAGGACAUGGGUCGCUGUCUGGGAAAAUAUGUUGUGGUUUUCAACUGUUCUGACCAAAUGGACUUCAGAGGCUUAGGAAGAAUAUUCAAAGGUCUGGCUCAGUCUGGCKCUUGGGGAUGCUUUGAUGAGUUCAAUCGCAUUGACCUCCCCGUUCUGUCGGUAGCCGCUCAGCAGAUUGCAAUAGUUCUGACCUGCAAGAAGGAGCGUCGAAAAAACUUUAUCUUCACUGAUCGAGACAGUGUUGACAUGAAUCCUGAGUUUGGCAUUUUCCUCACGAUGAAUCCAGGYUAUGCAGGUCGCCAGGAGCUUCCUGAAAACCUGAAGAUCAACUUCCGCUCUGUAGCCAUGAUGGUUCCUGAUCGCCAGAUCAUUAUUAGAGUGAAACUGGCCAGUUGUGGGUUCAUAGACAACAUAGAGCUGGCUUGCAAGUUCUUUACUCUUUACAAGCUGUGUGAGGAGCAGCUCUCUAAACAGGUUCACUAUGAUUUUGGGCUGCGGAACAUUYUGUCAGUUCUGCGAACGCUUGGAGCUGCCAAGCGAGCCAACCCCAAUGAUACCGAAUCCACCAUUGUCAUGAGGGUUCUGAAGGACAUGAACCUUUCUAAACUGAUUGAUGAGGAUGAGGAACUCUUCCAGAGCUUGAUUGAGGACCUUUUCCCAGGAAUACAACUCGAUAAAGUAGGCUACCCGGAGCUUGAGGCUGCCAUUGACAAACAGGUUGAAGCUGCUGGUCUGAUCAGCCACCCUCCCUGGAAGCUAAAGAUCAUCCAGCUGUUUGAGACUCAGAGGGUACGGCAUGGUAUGAUGGUCCUGGGGCCUAGUGGGGCUGGAAAGACUGCUUGUAUACAUUCAUUGAUGAGAGCCAUGACAGAGUGUGGUCAACCCCAUAGAGAAAUGCGAAUGAACCCUAAAGCCAUCACUGCGCCGCAGAUGUUUGGUCGACUUGAUGUGGCCACAAACGACUGGACUGAUGGCAUCUUCUCUACACUUUGGAGAAAAACACUGAAAGCAAAGAAAGGAGAGCACAUCUGGAUUGUCCUGGAUGGACCUGUUGAUGCCAUUUGGAUUGAAAACUUAAACUCAGUUUUGGAUGACAACCGAACUCUUACUCUGGCAAAUGGAGAUCGCAUACCAAUGGCUCCAAACUGUAAAGUCGUUUUUGAGCCACACAACAUUGAUAACGCCUCACCUGCUACUGUGUCUCGCAACGGAAUGGUGUUUAUGAGCUCCUCUGUUCUCAGCUGGAGCCCCAUCCUGGAGGGCUGGUUGAAAAAACGUUCACCUCAGGAGGCARAGACGCUGAGGCAGCUCUUCUCGUCCUCCUUCCCUGACAUAUACCGUUUCAGUGUGCAGUCAUUAGAGUUCAAGAUGGACGUGUUGGAAGCGUUUGUCAUCAUGCAGUGUAUAAACAUGCUCCAGGGACUCAUUCCACCAAAGGAGCAUUGUGGUGAGUUAUCUGGGAAGCACCUGGAGCGACUGUAYGUUUUUGCUCUGAUGUGGAGCACUGGAGCCUUACUCGAGCUGGAGGACCGCAGGAAGCUCGAUUGCUGGCUCAGAGGAAAUGACAGUAUUUGUCUGGAUCUGCCAGACAUUGCUCCUGACAGCGAGGACACCAUGUUUGACUACCAUGUCACAGCAGAGGGUGAUGAUGCAUUUAUUUAAGAGAGGUCAAAGAAAAAA